AUGCUGAAUGUUAACAAUGUGAAACCGGAACAUGCCACCCAUGAACAACUGAUGAAAGAGUAUGCCCAUCUGUUCAACGAAAUUGGCACUCUUAAAAAUUUUGAAGUUAAAUUGCACAUUGAUGAUACUGUCCCUCCAGUAGCACAAACCCCCCGUCGUAUUCCUUUCCACAUGCGGCAAAAGGUCUCAGAUGCGCUCGACACGUUAGAAGGUGAUGGAGUUAUUGAAAAAGUAUCAGAGGCCACUCCUUGGGUCAGUCCAUUAGUUGUUAUCCUAAAGAAAGAUGGUGAGAUCAGGCUAUGCAUUGAUAUGCGCAUGGCUAAUCAGACAAUUCAACGCGAAAGACAUCCGACCCCAACUGUGGAUGAUUUAAUUCACAAAUUAAACGCCGCCACCAUAUUUACAAAGCUUGAUCUUCGCUCGGGAUACCACCAGUUAUCUCUCGCUGAGGAAAGUCGACACAUAACCACAUUUGUAACGCACAAAGGACUCUACCGCUAUAAGAAGUUGAAUUUUGGCUCCAAUUCGGCAAGUGAAAUCUUCCAACAU
Molecule: messenger RNA, 549 nt
Organism: Paramuricea clavata
Lineage: Eukaryota; Metazoa; Cnidaria; Anthozoa; Malacalcyonacea; Plexauridae
Source: the annotation of a GenBank genome assembly